Molecule: messenger RNA, 697 nt
Organism: Penicillium brasilianum
Lineage: Eukaryota; Fungi; Ascomycota; Eurotiomycetes; Eurotiales; Aspergillaceae
Source: the annotation of a GenBank genome assembly
CUUAUCACGAAAAGAAGGCCAGGGAUCAAAGUACUUCGCCGGGAUGAUGGGUCAGUACAGCAUUCCAGACGUGGUCAGAGGAGUGGACGGGCCUCUCCUCCUCACUCCAGCUGCCGAUACCGCACGAAAGCAGCUGGGCGCGUGGGCGCGUGACAGUGCGCAUCUAGCGAUCGACUACAACAUACACGGGAAAGGAGAUCGAGACUACUGUUCCACAAGCUUGGAGUCCUUGGUAAAACCUCUUUUACAGGGGAUGAACCUGGCGGGAUGUAAAUACACGAUGCAUCGCGCCGCAGACGCUCGAUUGAUAUCCGUUGAUCACCGAACCUACGUAAUUCCCAUUAACGUCAUUGCCAACACGCCCGCGAUUCGAGAUUUGGCCCGCAAUAUUAUGACUUUAUUGGUGGGGUACUUUUACACGUUGUCUACGGACGCUAUCAUCUCGCCAACAGUAGACUACCUGGUGGUAGAAGGACACUCCGAAGCAUCUCCGUAGCUUUUUUCAUUCAAGGAAGCCGCACAUUCAACUCCGCGAGUUCCCCCUCAGUCGAACUACACAGAAUGUCAUUGUUGGUGAGAGGCGACUUCAAUGAUUCUAUAAAAUGUGCAGAGGUUGCCCGCAUCAAAGCAGGCCGGAGCCUUCCGUAACCUAGAAUGUCGCAGAUCUCCUCCAACCUGGAGUGGUGUUAUCAGCGAG